AUGUCUGAAGGCUUCAAUUUUCAAGGAUACUCUCAAUCCUCAUACCAACACACUGAAGAAUAUACCAGCAACAGCUUCGAGCACCCUCCCCCAUACCCUGGCACCACGACUACUACCACCACCAGCAGUUACAGUUACUCUAGCUAUGGAGCACCCGAGUCAUCUGGCGGCAUGGUGGGAGCUGGUGAUGAUGAGGAUGAUAAUACGCUCAAGGAUCAAGAAGACGAUGGUCAACUCUUCCUCAAGGUCAAUCCCAAGUAUGAAAACAAAAAAGUCGAUUUCAAGCUCUCUCACUGCAGUGGCCGUAAGCGAGCCUUGUUGAUUGGUAUCAACUACUUUAAUACACCUAAUCAACUCGAUGGGUGUAUCAAUGAUGUGCACAAUAUCAAGAACUUUUUGACCACGCUUUGGGGUUUUCAGGAACAAGAUAUGGUUAUUCUCACUGAUGAUCAAGAAGAAGCCCGCUUCAUUCCAACGCGUGCCAACAUCAUUGCUGCCAUGAAAUGGUUGGUGAGCGAUGCUCAAGAGGAUGACUCAUUCUUCUUCCAUUACAGUGGACAUGGUGGAUAUCUUGCCGAUGAUGAUGGUGAUGAGGAUGAUGGCUAUGAUGAAACUAUUUUCCCGGUCGACCAUGAGAACUAUGACGAUACCACAGGCCAAAUUAGAGACGAUGAAAUGCAUGAUUUGCUUGUCAAGCCCCUUCCCGAAGGUAGCAGGUUGACCGCAAUCUUUGACAGUUGUCACUCAGGCACCGUGUUGGAUCUUCCCUACACUUAUUCGACCAAGGGUACACUUAAGGAGCAAAACAUGUUUAAGCAUGCUGGCAAAGGACUUCUUGAAGUGGGAUUGGCGUAUGCUACGGGUGAUCGUGAAGCUGCCCUGACUUCGUUGAUUGGAUUGGGUCAAAGUUUGUUGAAGGCACGCGAUACUCAGGAAGAAAACAGACAAACCAAUAGCUCCUUGGCUGAUGUUAUCAUGUUUAGCGGUUGUAAAGAUGACCAAACUUCAGCUGAUGCUCAAGAAGCUGGCAAGGCUACGGGUGCCAUGAGCUAUGCAUUUACGACAACGUUGCGGGAGAAUCCCAACCAAACCUAUAACCAGCUAUUGAACAAUGUGCGUGAUAUUUUGCGUGAUCGAUACGCACAGCGUCCACAGCUUAGUUCCUCGCAUCCUCUUGAUUAUCAGCUACGUGGAAGUUCGGUGGUGGUUGGUGGACCUUGCUUGCUCGCUUACCCGUUUUUCUUCCGACUCAACAUGAACGACGAAUCCACUGAUGGUGCUCCCAACAGCUUUAUGGAGAAGAAGGCAGCAUUGGAAAGACGAUGGCAACGAAUACUAGAUGACACUACUCCUUUCGUACAAUAUCGUUGGAUUGGCACUGGUGUAUUGUUACUUCUCUUUUUGGCGCGUAUUUUGUAUGCACAAGGCUGGUAUAUUGUCACUUAUGCGUUGGGCAUCUACUUGUUGAAUCUGUUCCUCGCUUUCUUGACACCCAAGUUUGACCCAUCGAUCGAAUUGGAUACACAAGAAAAUGAAAUGGAAGAAGGCCCUGCAUUGCCCACCAAGGCGGAUGAGGAGUUUAAGCCUUUUAUCCGACGUCUUCCCGAGUUCAAGUUUUGGUACUCUGCUACCAAGGCUACCGUGAUUGCCAUUGUAUGCAGCUUCUUUAGCAUCUUUGAUAUCCCAGUCUUUUGGCCCAUUCUUUUGGUGUACUUUUGCAUUCUUUUCGCCAUCACCAUGCGAAGGCAAAUCAAGCAUAUGAUCAAGUACCGAUACAUCCCAUUCGAUUGGGGAAAGAAGAAUUAUGGACCAAGCAGUAGCCGAAGCAGGUGA
This is a messenger RNA of Lichtheimia ornata, 1833 nucleotides long. RefSeq lists its product as uncharacterized. The record is from RefSeq and is a predicted model, not a curated record. The coding region runs from base 1 to 1833 and encodes 610 amino acids. The transcript has 15 exons. Gene Ontology annotation, biological process: proteolysis. Gene Ontology annotation, cellular component: membrane. Gene Ontology annotation, molecular function: cysteine-type endopeptidase activity. Lineage: Eukaryota; Fungi; Mucoromycota; Mucoromycetes; Mucorales; Lichtheimiaceae.